This is a messenger RNA of Toxotes jaculatrix (banded archerfish), 2089 nucleotides long. RefSeq names its product protein disulfide isomerase family A, member 6 (gene pdia6). The transcript has 13 exons. Gene Ontology annotation, cellular component: endoplasmic reticulum lumen. The record is from RefSeq and is a predicted model, not a curated record. Lineage: Eukaryota; Metazoa; Chordata; Actinopteri; Toxotidae. Bases 111 to 1448 code for a protein of 445 amino acids. Gene Ontology annotation, biological process: response to endoplasmic reticulum stress. Gene Ontology annotation, molecular function: protein disulfide isomerase activity; protein-disulfide reductase activity.
AUCAGCGCGGGCCACGGUGAGAUUUUUUCGAUCUACUUUUCUGGGAGACGCAGCGGCAGCAGUCUGCGUGUGUUGCUAACGGAGGGGACGAGUAGAGAGCAGCUAAAACCAUGAGACCGCUUUUACUUGGAGUGUUGGGCUGCUCCCUGGUCCUGUCUGUCCAAGCUUUGUACUCAGCUAGUGAUGAUGUUGUCGAGCUCACCCCGUCCAACUUCAACAGGGAGGUGAUCCAGAGUGACAGUCUGUGGCUGGUUGAGUUUUACGCUCCCUGGUGUGGCCACUGUCAGAAUCUAGUUCCAGACUGGAAGAAGGCAGCCACUGCCCUCAAGGGGAUUGUCAAGGUUGGUGCAGUAGAUGCAGACCAGCACAAGUCACUGGGUGGACAGUAUGGCGUCAGAGGGUUCCCUACCAUCAAGAUCUUUGGAGCCAAUAAGAACAAGCCAGAGGAGUACCAAGGUGGACGCAGUAGCCAGGCCAUUGUGGAUGGAGCCAUGAACGCUUUGCGCAGUCUGGUGAAAGAGCGACUGAGCGGCAAAUCUGGCAGCUCUGGCUACAACAAACAGCAGAGUGGUGGUGGCAGCAGCGGCAGCGGCAGCAAGAAGGAUGUAGUCGAGCUCACAGAUGACAACUUUGACAAGAUGGUGCUGGAGGGUGAUGAUGUGUGGAUGGUGGAGUUCUUCGCCCCCUGGUGUGGGCACUGCAAGAACCUUGAGCCUGAGUGGGCAGCUGCGGCCACAGCUGUCAAGGAGCAGACCAAGGGCAAAGUUCGCCUCGGAGCUGUGGAUGCAACUGUGCACCAGGUUCUUUCCAGCCGCUAUGGGAUCCGUGGCUUUCCCACCAUCAAGAUUUUCCGCAAAGGCGAGGAGCCCGAAGACUACCAAGGAGGCCGCUCCCGUGGUGACAUCAUUGAGAGGGCUUUGGAUCUGUUCUCCGACAAUGCUCCUCCUCCUGAGCUGGUGGAGAUCCUCAAUGAAGACAACUUGAAGAAGACCUGUGAGGACAGUCAGCUGUGUAUAAUUGCUGUUCUGCCUCACAUCCUGGACACAGGUGCAGCUGGUAGAAAUGGCUAUCUGGAGGUGAUGCUUAAGAUGGCAGAGAAGUAUAAGAAGAAGAUGUGGGGCUGGCUGUGGACUGAGGCAGGAGCUCAGAUGGAGCUGGAAGCUUCUCUGGGUAUUGGUGGAUUUGGCUACCCCGCCAUGGCCGCCAUCAACACGCGCAAGAUGAAGUUUGCUCUGCUUAGGGGUUCUUUCAGUGAGACCGGCAUUCACGAGUUCCUCAGGGAACUUUCUGUAGGCCGGGGCUCUACUGCUACACUGGGAGGAGGGGCCAUGCCUAAGAUUCACAGUGUUGAACGCUGGGACGGCAAAGAUGGACAGCUUCCUGUAGAGGAGGACUACGACCUCAGUGACGUAGAUCUGGAUGAUGACUUUGAGAAGGACGAGUUAUGAGCCCGAACAGGGCGGGAUCUGAUCCAGACUGGGUUGGUUGGAUCUGGUCUGGUCUGGUUCUGUGCGACCCGCCUCCCCUCUCCCGUGGACGAAUGGGAGGCCCAGUCGCCCAGUUACUGAAAUACUCCAGAAAAGACACAUGAGAGACACCUGCAGUUUCUCACAUCAUCUUUGUCAGUCACACAGGGACAGGAGGGAGGGAUGGGGGGGGGUGUGUGUGUAUAGUGUCCCUGGAGUGAACUCAGUCUCACGUACCUGCUGAACUGUAGAAGCUGCAUAUUUAUACAGCCACUGCGAACUGAGAAGAGGAGGGAGGAGGUUUUGAAUGUGGCAUGUCAGUUGUUCAAGUCUUUUUCAAACAUUGUCCCCCCACCCCCUCCCUCUCCAGCCAUCCUCUAGCACCUAUUUUAAGAUGUGGACUUCUCAGAGUAAUACUUCAGUGUCCAAUCUGAUGUGUCUAAAAAAAAUUUUUUUUUCUCUUUUUAAACCAGUGAAUGAGAAUCUUGGUGGGUUUGCAUAAUGUCUGUCCAGGACAAGGGGAUACUGUGGGACUUGUGUAGAUUUUUCUUACACGACUUUAUUUCAAUUGUGUGAAAACAAAAUUACAUUUUUGUUACAAAAAUAAAAAGGAAUAAAAACAA